AUGCAAAGCAAAGACUGCCGAGAGGACGAAGCUGACGUGGGGAACGAGCAGGCCAGCAUUACAGAUUGGGUCAGCCGGGCCGACAAGUCGGGCGAGUUCAAGAGGCAGGUCAGCUCGUUUCGGGACAGCAUCUCGCGCGAGGCCGGGGCCAAGUAUCCGCCUGAAAAGGGGCGGUACCAUCUCUACGUCAGCUAUGCCUGUCCAUGGGCACACCGCACGCUGAUCGCGCGCAAGCUCAAGGGUCUGGAGGAGUACAUCUCCUUCUCGUCGGUGCACUGGAAGCUGGGCGAGGGGGGAUGGCGGUUCGUGACGCCGGACGAGGUGACGAGGGGGGAGGCACCGCCGGGGGAGAACGUGGUGCCCGAUCCGGUCGAGGGCCACGCGGCGUCGUCGUUCACGCACCUCCGACACGUGUACUUUGAGUCGGAGCCGGAGUACGCGGCGCGGUUCACGGUACCGGUGCUGUACGACAAGAAGACGCGGCGGAUCGUGAGCAACGAGAGCAGCGAGAUCCUGCGGAUGCUGGGCAGCGAGUUCGACGACGUGCUGGACGAGCAGCACGGCAAGGGGAUCGACCUGUACCCGGAGAGCCUGAGGUCGGCCAUCGACGAGGCCAACGCCUGGAUGUACGACCUGAUCAACAACGGCGUGUACAAGUCCGGCUUCGCCACGACGGCCGAAGCGUACGAGCGCAACGUCGUCUCCCUCUUCCAGGCGCUCGACAGGGCAGAGAAGCACCUCGCCGACAACGACAGCGGCGGCAGCGGUCCGUACUACUUUGGCAGCACGCUCACGGAGGUCGACAUCAGGCUGUACGUCACCAUCGUGCGCUUCGACCCGGCCUACGUCCAGCACUUCAAGUGCAACAUCAGGGACAUCCGCUCCGGCUACCCGAACCUGCACAGGUGGCUCAGGCACCUCUACUGGACCGUCCCGGCCUUCGGGGACACCACCCAGUUCGACCACAUCAAGUGGCACUACACCAGGAGCCACACGCAGAUCAACCCGCUGAGCAUAACGCCGCUCGGGCCUCUGCCGCAUAUCCUGCCUUUGGAUGACGAGGUGGCUGCGGUCGGCGAGGUCAAGAAGUAA
Geosmithia morbida is the source of this 1092-nucleotide messenger RNA. RefSeq names its product glutathionyl-hydroquinone reductase. Gene Ontology annotation, cellular component: cytoplasm. The record is from RefSeq and is a predicted model, not a curated record. The transcript is spliced from 2 exons. Gene Ontology annotation, molecular function: glutathione transferase activity. Bases 1 to 1092 code for a protein of 363 amino acids. NCBI's taxonomy places the organism in Eukaryota, Fungi, Ascomycota, Sordariomycetes, Hypocreales, Bionectriaceae.